Paramormyrops kingsleyae is the source of this 3111-nucleotide messenger RNA. It is a transcript of the gene hectd3, whose product is annotated as HECT domain containing 3. Gene Ontology annotation, biological process: proteasome-mediated ubiquitin-dependent protein catabolic process. NCBI's taxonomy places the organism in Eukaryota, Metazoa, Chordata, Actinopteri, Osteoglossiformes, Mormyridae. The record is from RefSeq and is a predicted model, not a curated record. Gene Ontology annotation, molecular function: ubiquitin-protein transferase activity.
CAAUUCCACCUGAACAUUACAGUGACAGCUACAUAACAGGAAGUUUUGACGCAAGCUGUACAUUCUUCGCGGAAGGCAACUGUUUUAUGCGUUAGAGUAUGGUGUUUUAUAUUCAAUGUCCACGCUAAAGCGACUUAUAAAAUAACAAUUUAGUUAUAAUUGCACAUCUUGUGGGCGGGGGUCUGCUUAUUUUGCUCAGAAACGCCGAACUGCGGCAGGUUCUCUGGGACACGGACCGGUACGAUACGGUCACGUCGGGGGCGGGACGCUGAGCCUGGAUCCACACAUAUCUGCUGUUAUCUGGCCGCUCCGUAGUGGGAGCAGCAGCAGCAGCGACAGUAUUAGUAGUAGAUGACGGGCAAGUGACCGGGUGUUGACUGCGGGGCAUUAACGCCAGUGGCUGGUAUGACACCGGGAGACAGCCCUCACGCCCUCCUGGGCCGGAUCCGGUUCCUCAACCAGUGCAUCGACUGUUUCAGGAACGCUUUACCACUACCGGAGAGCUUGUGCUUCGUUCCACGAGAGGUGUGCUAUAAAAUAUGUAAGGAUCCGGCAUCUGGCUCCGGUGCCUCGGCGGCUCCGUCGGUCGCCGGCUCAGCCGGGAAGAGCCUAAUCACGGUGUGGGAGACCCCGUCCCAGAGCAAGAAAUCAGGCCGUUUUAACAUCGAGCCCAAGAAGGGGACCUGCAUCCGAACUACCGGAGAGGAGUACUGCAACAACCACGGCCUGUGGGUGAAGAUGAACAAGGAGCAGCUGGAGGAGCAGCGGCCCGGCACAGACCUGGAGGAGGGCUGGAUCCUGCUCUGCAAACACACAGAGGGGGGGGACCGGCUUGUGCCCGUGGAGUCACCUGACACCAUCGGCCGGCAGCAGCAGCUGUUCGGCUGCGAUAGCAAACCGUGCAGCAGGUGGGAGCAGGUGGUGGAUGCUGAGUUCUCCAUGCACCUGGGAUCCAGGCCGUGCAUCGCGGAACUGGACGAGGCCGCGCUUCGCAAACUCCGGUACGUCCCGCCCACGUGGACGUUCGAGUGUGAUGAGGACCUUAUUCAUUUCUACUACGAGCAUGUGGGAAAGGAGGACGAGAACCUGGGUAGUGUGAGGCAGUGCGUCAUGAGCAUGGACGUGUCCUCCUGCUCGGAGGACCCCAGCAGUGGAGUCAGCUGCCUGACAGAUGGUGACAGUGACACCUACUGGGAGAGUGAUGGCAUGCAAGGCCAGCACUGGAUUCGUCUGCGGAUGAAGAGGAGCACAGUGGUGAAGAAGCUCAUUUUGACCGUGGAUUCCACCGAUGACACCUAUAUGCCCAGAAGAAUUACCGUGUUCGGCGGCGAAGGAGACAGUUUAAGGAAGCUCAACGACGUCACCAUAGAUGAGAAUCUGAUUGGAGAGGUGUGUGUUUUGGAGGAUAUAACAUCACACGUCCCAGUGAUUGAGAUCCGCAUUGAGGAAUGCAAAGAUGAGGGGAUUGACGUCCGCAUUCGCGGGCUGAAAAUCAAGUCCUCUUGCGAGCGGGACCUGGGCCUGAACGCUGACAUCUUCCAGUCGGCGGACCUGGUGCGUUACCCGCGGCUGGAGGGCACUGACCCGGACGUGCUGUACCGGCGCAUGCUGGUCAUCCAGAGAUUCGUCACGGUGCUGGACGGGCUGCUGCCUCACCUGGUCCCUGCCUGGGACUACAGCCUUGGGACCUUCAACCACAUCAAACAUGUUAAGCAGUUCUUGCUGCUCUCCAAGCGUCGCACAGCCCUCAUCACCCAGUGCCUGAAAGAUUCCGAGACCAGCAAGCCCAGCUUCAUGCCUCGCCUCUACAUCAACCGGCGCCUGGCCAUGGAGCACCGCGACAACCCCGCCCUGGAGCCCAGCUGCAAGAACGCUGUCUUCAAUCAGGUGUAUGAAGGCCUGAAACCAUCUGAUAAGUACGAGAAGAUGCUGGAUUACCGGUGGCCUGCACGGUAUGACCAGUGGUGGGAGUGCAAGUUUAUCGCGGAGGGAAUCAUCGAUCAAGGUGGCGGCUUCCGUGACAGCCUGGCGGAUAUGUCCGAGGAGCUGUGUCCCAGCUCAGCGGAGUGUCCGGUGCCUCUGCCCUUCUUCACUCGGACCUCCAACCAGGGAACCGGUGAGGCGAGGGACUGUUAUGUGCCAAACCCUUCCUGCAAGCAGCUCAACAAGCUGGAGUGGAUCGGCCAACUCAUGGGCGCCGCCCUGCGGGGGAAGGACUUCCUGGUUCUGGCGCUACCUGGGUUGGUGUGGAAGCAGCUUACUGGAGAGGCUGUCAGCUGGAGCAAAGACUUCCCAUCUGUGGAUUCUGUAUUGGUGAAGCUUCUGGAAGCCAUGGAGACCAUGGACAAGGAGACCUUUGAGUUCAAGUUUGGCCAGGAGCUGGUCUACACCACACUGCUGAGCGAUGGCCAGCUGGUGGAGCUGAUCCCGGGCGGCGCCAGCACUGUGGUCCAAUACGAGGACCGCAAGGAGUUCAUCCGCCUGGUGCAGAAGGCCCGUCUGGAGGAGAGCCGUGAGCAGAUUGCGGCAAUUCAGGCGGGGCUGGUGAAGGUGGUGCCCCAGGCUGUGCUAGACCUCCUCACCUGGAAGGAGCUGGAGAAGAAAGUGUGUGGAGAUCCCGAGAUCAGCGUGGAGGCCCUCAAACGCCUCACACGGUAUGAGGACAUGAAGCAGACGGAUGUGCGUGUGCAGUACUUGUGGCAGGCGCUGACCAACUUCACAAACGAGGAUCGCAGCAGGUUCCUCAGAUUUGUGACUGGAAGGAGUCGCCUGCCUGCACUCAUCUACAUUUUCUCAGACAAACCAGGCUCUGAGACGACCGAGGCUCUCCCUCAGUCAUCCACGUGCUCCAGCACCCUCUACCUGCCAAAUUACCCCAGUGCUAAGGUGUGUGAGGAGAAGCUUCGCUACGCCGCCUACAACUGUGUGGCCAUCGACACGGACAUGAGCCCUUGGGAAGAGUGACCCCCACCGCCGCAUUCGUCAUGGCUGCCAUGCUGUUGCCAAUCACAGCUGUAUAUAAUCAGAAAUAUAGUAGAUUAUGAAAAUAGGCCAUGCAUUUACCAUGGCAAGGCUCUGUAACUUUAAAUUAAAGCACGGUGCCAAACUGUG